This is a messenger RNA of Phacochoerus africanus (Common warthog), 1665 nucleotides long. RefSeq names its product ribosome biogenesis regulator 1 homolog (gene RRS1). Gene Ontology annotation, cellular component: preribosome, large subunit precursor; nucleus; nucleolus. The coding region runs from base 107 to 1204 and encodes 365 amino acids. Gene Ontology annotation, molecular function: protein binding. The transcript has a single exon. NCBI's taxonomy places the organism in Eukaryota, Metazoa, Chordata, Mammalia, Artiodactyla, Suidae. The record is from RefSeq and is a predicted model, not a curated record. Gene Ontology annotation, biological process: endonucleolytic cleavage in ITS1 to separate SSU-rRNA from 5.8S rRNA and LSU-rRNA from tricistronic rRNA transcript (SSU-rRNA, 5.8S rRNA, LSU-rRNA); ribosomal large subunit biogenesis; ribosome biogenesis.
CUUCCGGGACGAGCGUCUGGGCGACCGCACGUGGCUGUGUUGCCUUGGCCUUUGCCGGCGCUACUGGAAAAGUGAUUGGAACUGUUACCCCGGAACAGCCGGAGCCAUGGAGGGCCAGAGCGUGGAGGAGCUGUUGGCAAAGGCGGAGCGGGACGAGGCAGAGAAGCUGCAGCGCAUCACCGUGCACAAGGAACUAGAGCUGGAGUUCGACCUGGGUAACCUGCUGGCCUCCGACCGGAACCCCCCGACCGGGCUGCGGCAUGCGGGACCCACGAAGGAGGCCGAGCUGCGGGCCCUGGCGCGGGACAACACGCAGCUGCUCAUCAACCAGCUCUGGCAGCUGCCCACCGAGCGCGUGGAGGAGACGCUGGUGGCGCGGCUGCCGGAGCCCAGCACUCGUCUGCCGCGCGAGAAGCCGGUGCCCCGGCCGCGGCCUCUUACACGCUGGCAGCAGUUUGCGCGCCUCAAGGGCAUCCGUCCUAAGAAGAAGACCAACCUGGUGUGGGACGAGGUAAGCGGCCAGUGGCGCCGCCGCUGGGGCUACCAGCGGGCCCGCGAUGAUACCAAGGAAUGGUUGAUUGAGGUGCCGAGCAAUGCCGACCCCAUGGAGGACCAGUUCGCCAAGCGUAUUCAGGCCAAGAAGGAACGGGUAGCCAAGAACGAGCUGAACCGGCUGCGUAACCUGGCCCGCGCGCACAAGAUGCAGCUGCCCAGCGCGGCCGGCAUGCACCCUACCGGACACCAGAGUAAGGAAGAGCUGGGCCGCGCCAUGCAGGUGGCCAAGGUCUCCACCGCCUCUGUAGGGCGCUUCCAGGAGCGCCUGCCCAAGGAGAAGGCGCCCCGGGGCUCUGGCAAGAAAAGGAAGUUUCAACCCCUUUUUGGGGACUUUGCAGCUGAGAAGAAGAGCCAGUUGGAGAUGCUGCGAGUAAUGAACAGCAAAAAGCCUCAGCUGGACGUGACCAGAGCCACCAAUAAGCAGAUGAGGGAGGAGGACCAGGAAGAAGCGGCUAAGAGGAGGAAAAUGAGCCAGAAGGGCAAAAGAAAGGGAGGCCGACAGGGUCCUGGGGGUAAGAGGAAAGGUGGCCCACCCAGCCAGGGAGGGAAGAGGAAAGGGGGCGUGGGAAGCAAGAUGAAUUCCGGGCCGCCGGGCUUGGGUGGCAAGAGAAAAGGAGGGCAACACCAAGGAGGAAAGAGGAGGAAGUAAAUUUCAGCCUCGGACUUGUUUGUAAACCAAGAACUGUACUUAAUGUUGACAUCUAGGCACUGUAGGGGGACGCCAAAGAUGUGGCCCCUGCCUUCACUGAGCUUGAAGUUAAAGGGACAGCCUUGCCCUCCUCUGAAAAUAGUAUGUAAAUAUUGGACAGGACAAAUUAAUGUUAUUUCCCACAACCAAAACUUUGGCUGGAGAUUAAAGGAUGUAUUUUAAGGCCAUACGAAUUAGGGAAAGAAUUUGGUCGAAAUUAGGAGUGAGUUCUGUUUUUAAACAGACUUUUUUUUCCUUGUAAACUUUGGAUGUGGUGUGAGGGAGGUCAUAUUUCAAAGACUUUUAGCAUUGUUUUGAUAACAAGCUUCUGUAUUUAUCAAAGUGGGAGAACAAAAAGAUUACAAGGUUACAUUUUCAGAACUGUUGUAAAGGCCAUUUAAUAAAGGUAUGUCUGGAUCUAA